Messenger RNA from Myxocyprinus asiaticus (Chinese sucker), 3550 nucleotides. RefSeq names its product peroxisome assembly protein 12-like. Bases 255 to 1301 code for a protein of 348 amino acids. Gene Ontology annotation, molecular function: ubiquitin-protein transferase activity; protein binding; zinc ion binding. NCBI's taxonomy places the organism in Eukaryota, Metazoa, Chordata, Actinopteri, Cypriniformes, Catostomidae. The transcript has 3 exons. Gene Ontology annotation, biological process: protein monoubiquitination; protein import into peroxisome matrix. The record is from RefSeq and is a predicted model, not a curated record. Gene Ontology annotation, cellular component: peroxisomal membrane; peroxisomal importomer complex.
GCUGUUACAACGGGAAUGGACUGGAUUAACAGGAAAGGGCGAUUGUGAUUUUUUUUCUUUCUUUCCAGUUUAUUCGUACAAUAAGCAUUUUUUUUUUUUUUACUUAAUUAAUUUUUUGAAACUUCGGCCAGAAUUUUGUCAAAAAGAUAAAAAUGGACGUUGUAAAAGAGUUUAAAAAUGCUGUUAAGCACUUGUUGUUGUUAUUUUAACUGUUAAAGUUUCUGCUCGCAAACCGCUGUAUUGCUCCAGCUUUGAUGGCUGAACGAGGUGCACACUUGACCACCGCAGCUGCAGCUGAAGACAGACCGUCAAUAUUUGAAGUUUUAGCUCAGGACUCUUUGAUGAAUGCUGUCAAACCUGCCUUACUGCAUGCUGUGAAGAUCCUCGCCAUGUCUCACCCUGCUCGUUAUGGAGUUCUUUGGAGGAGGGUUGAUGAGAUUUAUAGCAUCCUGGAUUUGCUGUUGCAGCAGCAUUUCCUCUCCCACACCAGCGCCUCAUUUUCAGAGAACUUCUAUGGUCUGAAGCGUGUAGGAACAGACAGCACACGUCCUGCCCACUUGGGACUCCACCACAGACAGCACUGGCACUCCCUGCUCCUCUUGGCUCUCCUACCUUACCUUCACACCAAACUGGAAAAAAUCUUGGCUCGACGGAGAGAUGAAGAUGAUUUUUCUAUUCGAGUGCCACAGUCCUUCACACAGACGUUGUUCAGAGCUUUUUUGGCCGCGUACCCUUUUGUGUGCAUGGCCUGGAAUGGCUGGGUCUUCUGCCAACAGCUUUUGUAUGUCUUUGGCAAAACACAGACACAUUCACCCCUUUUGUGGCUGGCAGGGGUUAAAUUGUCAUACCUCACAGCUCAUGACAUCCGCAGCUUGAAGCUAUCAGACCCAGCACUGAGCCCCAGUCAAAGCAUUGGAAAGAAACUCCAGCACCUGAUCUCUACAGCAGUUGGUGGUGUUGCUGUGUCUCUUUCAACCAGCCUCUCGAUCGGAGUGUUUUUUCUGCGGUUUCUAGAGUGGUGGUAUUCAUCAGAGAACCAGAGCACUGUUAAGGCCUUGACCUCCCUUCCAACACCUCCACCACCUCUACACGUUCAUAGCCAGGACACUUCACACACACAUAUUAAAUUCUGCCCGCUCUGCAGGAAAGUGCGCACCAAUGACACUGCGCUUUCCACUUCAGGCUAUGUGUUUUGCUACAGGUGUAUAUACGUGUAUGUCAAAGCCAACCACAGAUGUCCCCUUACUGGCUGCCCCUCUGGACUGCAGCACCUCAUUAAAAUAUACAAACCUGAUGGAUAGACAAUCAAUUCUGUAUAAAUCAGAUCCUAUUCAUUUUAUUCCAGAUGCCUUCCCAUGCACUAAUACAGAUUCUCUGAUAAUACAUAAUUAUUACCCAUUGCCCAGAUGAACUGUUUUCUGUUCCAGUUUUUAUCCUAAAAAAUGCUAACAUGUUUGUGGUAUUAGUUCACUGUGAAGUGGUUAUCAUCCAUUAAUUUGUUAAAUAUGUAAAUAUUUAAUUUGACUGUUUACAUACACUACCGGUCAAACGUUUUGAAACACUUACUCAUUCUUUAUUAUAAUUUUUUUUUUUUUUUCACAUUUUAGAAUAAUAGUAAAGUCAUCAAAACUAUGGAAGAACAUAAAUGGAACUAUGGGAAUUAUGUUGUGACUAAACAAAAUCCCAAAUAAAUCAAAACUGUGUUAUAUUUUAGCAUCUUCAAAGUAGUCACCCUUUGCCUAGAAUUUGCAGAAAUUUACUCUUGACAUUUUCUCAGCCAACUUCUUGAGGUAUCAUUUUCAUUUUAAUCAUUUUAAACAGUAUUGAAGGAGUUCCCAUCUAUGUUGGGCACUUAUUGGCUGCUUUUCUUUAUUAUUUUGUCCAAGUCAUCAAUUUCAAAAACAUUUUUUUUUAAAAAAAUGUUAGUUUUAUAUUGAAAUAAAUUAAUAUGGUGGCACAAUUAUAUUUUUGUCUACAAAACUAAUUUCAUACAUUUAAGCAUACGCCUUCAGAUCAAAAGAUUUUUAAGAUCAUGAGAAACAUUUCAGUCAAGUGUUUCAAAACUUUUGUCCGGUAGUGUAUGUAUACCCUGUUAAUCAUCAUUGCCAGCUCUCAUCUAAUGCAAAUACAGCUCUGUGCCGAAACAUUUUUGGUGCAUUUUUCUCUUGAUCUCAUGCAACAUUACCUCAGAAGGAAGUCCUCUAUUUCAAAAUUAUUUUUAAUUGAAUCAUUAUACUAAAACUGUGUUGAUUAAAACCUGACCUUGGAGAUACUGUAGCGCGCACAGUCUAUUCCACAUCCAUAUUUACCCUUUUAAAUGUUUGAGAUUUGCCAUGUUUCACGACUGUGGCUUUUAAACUCAAAUGAGGUCUAAUUAAGAAAUAUUUAAGAUGAGGUAUUUAUGCUUGGAAUGUACAAAAUAAGUACAGUAUUUUUAGUCCAGUACCUAGAAUGCAACAUGGCUUACUAAUAAUUUAAUUUAGCCAAAUCCAAUGCACUUGUAAUGUGACUAUGAAAUAGCAUUAUUGGCCAAGUGUGAUUGCACACAAUAGGAAUUUGUCCUCAGUUAUAGAAAUGUUAGUACUUGAAGAACCAAACCCAACGGUUAUUGAAGUGCACAUGAGACUUUCGUGACAGUUGGCCCAGCUAAUUCAUUCUACAUAGUUUCCAUCUGCUUUAUUACAAUCUUGGUAAUACAUUAAAUAUAGCAACAUGUCAAAGCUUAUGUUCUUAUAUUUUGUUUCUUGCAUCAUUUCUAAUCAAAAAUAUUUUUCUGCAAAACAGAAUAAUUAAACAGGUCAGAGCAUCUAUACAGAGAAUAACUGGACUGAGUCCCAAACCACAUACUGUCUGAGGACGUACUCUGUUUUAAGAAAGGCGCACUUCUCGGUCGGUAACAGUACGUUCAUUAGGUAUGCAUGCAAGCAGUAGCGAAUCCUGGCAGAGGCGAUAUAGUCACCUAAUGCGACAACGCACAGAGCUCGCAAGAUCACGAUGGGAGAAAGGGGCCCCGAAUUGACAGGCUACUCAGCCUUAAAUGCUCUAUAUGGUUAGGAUAAUGGAUGUUCAUAAUGCAUUCUUACAUUCUGAACAAACAUAAAAUAACCAUGAUCAGCAGCAUAGGUACACCAUAACACAGGAUCGCCUCAGUGGUCUUGAGAAAAUUAGUAGCAACCAUGUGAUUGCUGGGCAGAAAUGUCAUAGUCAUUAAUGAUUUUGCAUCAACGAAAACUAGGAGGGGAGGGUUACAUUUGAAAUGCGGGAUUAAGUGUAAUAGCACAAGCAGCAAUCUGUAAGUAUUCUGCCAUUUUCUUUAUUUAUUGACUCUUUAAUUUGUGCAAUUUAAGUUAUGUAUAUACUGUAUAAUUUAAAUGUUAAUAUAAUUUGCUAUAUCUAUAUACAGCUCUGGAAAAAAUUAAGAGAUCACUGCAAAAUUAUCAGUUUCUCUGGAUUUACUAUUUAUAGGUACGUUUUUGAGUAAAAUGAACAUUUUUGUUUUAUUCUAUAAAGUACUGACAACAUUUCUCCCAAAUUCCAAAUAAAAAUAUUG